UGUCGCAAUAAAAAACAACCCAUGCAUUUUACGGCAGUCAGGACGUUUUCUGAUUGGAAGGUUCAUGCCGUAAACCGUUAAGUUCAGAACGCAUGUCAAGUGAGUUAUUGAGAAUGGAACCCAAAAAGAAAAUAUUUUCCCCUAAAGGUGGCAAGAAGUUAAUACAGAAAGGAAAAGAAGGUACAGGUAAACCGGGGACCAAACCAACCGGUAAAUCACCAGGGAAAAGGCCAUUUAAACCCCGCAGUGGGCAAAAGGGCAAGACGUUUGAGAAGACUGGAGGAAAGGGGGCUCCACAGAAAUUCUUGAACAAAAAACCCACAGAUGGAAAGUUCAUCAAACCCACAGAUGGAAAGUUCACCCAAAAGCGAAAAUUCAUACCUGGGAAGGCCAAGGAAGAGGAAGGUUCCGAGGCCAAGAAGCCCAAAUGGGACGAGUUCAAACAGCAGAAGAAGGAGCUGAAACAGAACCGGCAGCAGACUGAAAGAAAGGAGAGUUAUCAAAUAGUGAGCAGAGCCAAGCAAGUGUGGGAGAUGGUCAGAAGGAAAGAUUGCGGCAAAGAGAAGAGGAUCAAACUCAUGAAAGAGCUUCAGGAACUUGUGAAAGGAAAGAUAAAAACAAUAGCAUUUGCUCACGACUCCACCAGAGUCCUCCAGUGUUUCAUCCAGUUUGGGAACGACAAGCAAAGACAGGAGGUUUUUGAUGAACUCAAAGAUGAUAUGGUCGAGCUGAGUAAAUCAAAGUAUGCCCGAAAUAUUGUGAAGAAGUUUUUAAUGUAUGGGAGCAAGGAGCAGGUUGCGGGUGUGAUGGUGGGCUUCAAGGGGAAGGUGAGGCAGAUGCUGCGUCACUCUGAGGCGUCGUCGGUGGUGGAGUACGCGUACAACGACAAGGCCAUCCUCUCCCAGAGACUCAUGCUCACCGAGGAGCUCUACGGAACCACAUUCCAGGUCUUCAAGUCGGCAGUGUGUCCCACACUAGAGAAGGUGCUGGAGGCGAACCCGGACAAGGUUAAUGGCAUUUUGGAGGAGAUGAAGCAGAUCCUUACCCCCUUGGCCACAAAGGAGGCUGUGAUCAAACAUUCUCUGGUGCACAAAGUGUUUCUGGAAUUCUUCCUGCAUGCCCCAGCCAAACAGAGGACUGAAAUGAUUGAGUCAAUAAGGGAGUCUGUGGUGUAUAUGGCCCACACCCACGAUGGAGCUAGAGUAGCAAUGCACUGCCUGUGGCAUGGGACACCUAAGGACAGAAAAGUCAUCAUUAAAACCAUGAAGACCUACAUCGAGAAGUUUGCAAUGGGAGAGUUUGCGUUCCUAGUCCUCAUCGCUGCCUUUGACUGCAUAGAUGACACCAAGCUAGUGAAGCAGGCCGUCCUAUCAGAGAUUCUUGCUUCCCUGCCUGAUGUCAUCACUAAUAAGAAUGGAAAGAAAGUUGUGCUGUACCUACUCAGCCCGCGAGACCCCACCCACCUGUUACCUGAAAUCAUCCAGGUGCUGGAGAAGGGGGACGGAAACGCCCACAGCAAGAAGGAUGUUGCCCUUCGCCGGAAGGAGCUCCUGGAUGCGGUGUCUCCGCACCUGAUUCAGCACCUGUGUGACCACGCCCGCACCAUGGCAAUGGACAAGGCCUCCAGCAUCACCGUCAGGGACAUUCUGGGGUCCGCCAUUGGGGACCUGCAUCCUGCCAUGGAGGCUGUGGCUGAGCUGGCUGCUGACGACUUCACACCAGGAGGAGUAGAGGGGCAGCUGCACAUGGCUGAACACCCUGCUGGGCAUCUGGUGCUCAAAUGGCUGAUUGAACAAGACACCAAGAUGAAGGAGGUUGGGAGAGAAGAGCGUUUCUCCAGGGUCCUGUUGGACAAGGUGGGGAUGGACAAACUAAAGACGUGGGCUGCAGUGAACCGUGGGGCUAUCGUGCUCUGCUGUCUCCUGAACAGUGCAGACGAGACUGUUGCAGAGGAGGUUAGGGAGGCGUUGAAGGCCUACGCUCCAGAACUACAGAAGAUCCAGAACUGUAAAGGAGUGGAAUUUCUUUUGGAGAAAUUGGCCUGAUACAUAUUUCAUGAUGUCUAUCCUUAGAGACAGUCCACCCACUUGUGACUUUUCACCAACUGGAGUAACAGGUUUUCAUUACUUCACUGGGGUUUAUAUCGUUUUCUCAUGACUCCACCCAGUCCAUUGACCUGACCAUCCUGGUGAAAUAGCGUGAAGAACAGAGGACGCUUAUUUGUACUGCAUUUUUUUUUGUCCAGAUAAUUCCGAUAUGCUUGUUUGUAAAGCUGUGGUGCAAGUAUUUUAAAGGUAAAAGAUACCCACAUACUGGCAGACAGUGAGUUUGUAACUGACCUGUAUUUUUGAUUUGUGCUAGCUGACUGCGGCGCUGAAAUAAACAAAUGUUGGUUGGUACACUA
Salvelinus sp. IW2-2015 is the source of this 2404-nucleotide messenger RNA. RefSeq names its product pumilio RNA-binding family member 3 (gene pum3). The record is from RefSeq and is a predicted model, not a curated record. Gene Ontology annotation, molecular function: mRNA binding. Gene Ontology annotation, cellular component: nucleolus. Gene Ontology annotation, biological process: regulation of translation. Lineage: Eukaryota; Metazoa; Chordata; Actinopteri; Salmoniformes; Salmonidae.